AUGAAGCUCCAAUUCCCCAUCUCCGCCUUUGCCUUUAUCAGCAGUAUUGUCAACGUCGUCGCCCUGCCCCCAUCCCAUCAGCCCCGCGACAUACCUAACCCGCUCGCCAUCCGCGAUGGCAGGCCCAGCAGCGCAAACUGCAAUUCUGUCCCACAAUGCUGCGAGGCCACCUACUCCAGCGAGGACAGGCUGGUCAUCCAGGGACUGAAGAUGUUCGAGUUAGAUCCGGAGGGCGGCGGGAAGAGUGGGUUCUCCGUUGCCACUCUGUGUAAGUUUCGAUGCCACUUCUUUACUGAAUAUAGGAUGAUUGCGCUGACCGGAGAGAUGUUUAAAAUGGAAAUAAAGCGGGCAAACCGAUGA
Paracoccidioides brasiliensis Pb18 is the source of this 360-nucleotide messenger RNA. RefSeq lists its product as uncharacterized. Bases 1 to 360 code for a protein of 119 amino acids. The record is from RefSeq and is a predicted model, not a curated record. The transcript has a single exon.